Molecule: messenger RNA, 2957 nt
Organism: Pan troglodytes (chimpanzee)
Lineage: Eukaryota; Metazoa; Chordata; Mammalia; Primates; Hominidae
Gene: TNP1
Product: transition protein 1
Exons: 3
Coding region: 2488-2748 (86 amino acids)
Biological process (GO): spermatogenesis; spermatid nucleus elongation; chromatin remodeling
Cellular component (GO): male germ cell nucleus; nucleosome
Molecular function (GO): DNA binding
Source: RefSeq, a predicted model, not a curated record
AGUACCUGCGGAAAAUGCAGUAGAAAUAAAAGGUACAGUCCCUAACGAGAAGGAGGCUAUUGCCAAAGUCAGAUCAUUUCAGAGAUCACCUAGCCCAAUCUGCUUAUUUUUAGAAUAAGGGAGCUAAUGACCACAGAAGUCCAGUCAGGACCAGAACGAAGACACACCACCUCCUACUGAAACCAGUCUAACACACAUGGCUGGCAAUGCAGGCAUAAAACACGAUUUCACACAAUUAGGGUUGGUUGUCUAGACUUUAAAGCCAAUAUUAUACAGACAAUAAACUUUGAAGAAGUUUCAAAGGACAGCGAAAAUUUGGACUGAUGAACUCCCAGGGAAUAUUCAGUAGUGAGCCCAAUUUCUCAAUUCCUGCUUUCACAGAGGUCCCUGCUUUCAUGGGUGCAUGUUUGUAGGAGAAACAACCAGCCUUGAGUGGACGCAGAAGGUCUGGAGUACCAACAAGCAAGCAAGCAGCCUGUUUUAUAGAACUUCUUCGUGUGAAUAAAAGUCACCAACAAGUCACCAAUAGAAGGUCUCCAGAGAGACCUGCCCAGAAGCAGGAAAAUGGAAAGUGUCACAUAUGGUGGCUAUACAAGGAAUCUGGGUUUCAAAACUCAAUUUGCCAUCUGUAGAUAUCAGAAAACCAGGGAGUGGGGCUUGAACUACUUUCGCUCUUCUAUUCAACCAAAUUUUGCUAAGGAUCUCCUGCAUACAAGAUGCUCAGUUCUUGAAUGAGGAUAAUGGCAAUGGAGAGAGAAGGAGGGACAAAUGGAAGAAAUAGCAAACAAGUUCUAUAGAAAUCCGAAUGAGGUGGGCACAGUGGCUCACGUCUGUAAUCCCAGCACUCUGGGAGGCCAAGGUGGGCAGAUCUCCUGAGAUCAGGAGUUCAAGACUAGCCUGGCCAACAUGGCGAAACGCUGUCUGUACUAAAAAUACAAAAAUUAGCUGGGCAUGGUGGCACACGCCUGUAAUCCCAGCUAUUCAGAAGGCUGAGGCAGGAGAAUUGCUGGAACACAGGAGGCGGAUGUUGCAGUGAGCCAAGAUUGUGCCACUGCACUCCAGCCUGAGCAAAAGAGCAAGACUCGGUCUCAAAAAAAAAAAAAAGAAAGAAAUAUUUUCAAAAGCAAAGCAUUUACUAUGAGGUGUAAUGGAGGAAAAAGGAAAGGCUGGAUGACUUAUACACCAAUAAUCAUUCAAUAUAUCUAUUUGUAAAUGUCAAAGGCACUUCAAAGCCGGUAUGUCUUAUACCAAGUACAUGAUCAUCACUCUCCCCAUGUCUGGCCUUUAUCCCCAUGAAUGGCACCAGCAUCCAGAUAACUGCAUUAUACAGAAACAAAAGCCACACCCUUGACACCAUCUGCUUUCACCUCCCAAAUUCAAUCCAUCACCAAGCCUUGGUCUCUUGUCUACUUUAGAUCUCAAUCAACACCUUUCCUGGCCAGACCUAAACCAUCAUCAAAUCUUUCUCUCUGCUGAACCAUUGAUGUUGGCAGUAGCAUCUCCCUUUACACAGCUCCUCCAGUCAAUACAUCACCCACUUGGCACCCUCUAAUCUCACAUGCCAUCCUCUUAACAUUUUUAAAGGCUUCCCAAUGUACUUGAUCAUGGUUUGAUCUCUGUCUCUCCCUCCAGCCUCAUCCUGUACCAUGUAGGGAGUUUCCCUCUGCCCUUCUCCAGCCAAAAUGACUCCCUAAGUACUUAUUCACUGAUUUAUGUAGACAUCUGAUGAAUGGCUUUCUCCCCAGUGGGCUGAGAGUUCCAUGAGCACAGUAUCUACGUGUGUUUAUCCUCCACUAAUUUUCUACCACCUAAAUGUAUGGCAUAUGCUAUGUGAUCAAUAUCUGUGACUGAAUUUUUAAAAAUGAUUAGGUUAAUUGUUCUGAACCAGAGCCAUUUUUUCCCUCACUUCCCCAGCCUCCCAAAGAAACAGGUGGCAAUGUUUGGGAAUAUUUUGGGUUGUCACAGCUGCCAGGCUUCUCUGGUGUCCGGUGGGUAAUGGCCAGGGAUGUUGCCAAACAUCCUAGGGUGCACAAGACAGCCCACUGAAAGUUACCCUGCCCAUUGUGUCAACAGUGCCAAGACUGAGAAAUCCUGACCUAGAUGAAAAAGAAGGAAUAUUUCUAUUUUGAUCAUAUUGAAUUGGGUUCUGUAGAGUCAAGUCCUUACAGAAACAAAUUUAUUAUCUCCGGAUGCUGUGAGAGACUUAAACAGUCAUGCAUACACACACACUCAAUGACUGUUAUAUUUCCUACAGGCAGGAGAAGCAUAUUUGAAUGGUCUCUUAUACUCAUCCGAUGCCUGGCACAGGGCUGGGAUUCAGUUUCUCAAUAACACCUCUCUGGGAAAGCCUCACUUAACAUAAAAAGGACCUCAAAACUGAGGGCAGCCCUUGAGCUGCACGAAAAGGACCACCUUAUUUCACAAAUAUGACCAAAGUGCAGCAAAGGUGAGUGACAGCAUAGUAGAGCCCCGCCCACCUGCUGAGCCAUGCCCCUUCCCUGUCACAAUGGCCAAGGCCUUAAAUACCCAGACUCCUGGCCCCCAGGCCUUGCAAAGCCCCUCAUUUUGGCAGAACUUACCAUGUCGACCAGCCGCAAAUUAAAGAGUCAUGGCAUGAGGAGGAGCAAGAGCCGAUCUCCUCACAAGGGAGUCAAGAGAGGUGGCAGCAAAAGAAAAUACCGUAAGGGCAACCUGAAAAGUAGGAAACGGGGCGAUGACGCCAAUCGCAAUUACCACUCCCACUUGUGAGCCCCCAGCGGGCUCUGCCCUGGUGCGCUUCACACAGCACCAAGCAGCAAUAAGAACAGCAGAAGGGGAACUGCCAAGGAGACCUGAUGUUAGAUCAAAGCCAGAGAGGAGCCUAUGGAAUGUGGAUCAAAUGCCAGUUGUGACGAAAUGAGGAAUGUAUAUGUUGGCUGUUUUUCCCCAACAUCUCAAUAAAACUUUGAAAGCAGAAA